AUGUCAUCAACUACUAGUUCCUACAAAUCCAGCAAACACCACGAGCUCGCACCGUCUCGUACAGCCCUCACGAUCCCAGCCAUAGCUCCACCAAAUGGGAAUUAUUCCCACUCCAACACGAUUCCAUCUUCAAGAUCUAUAGUGUAUCUCAGUGGGUUUAUGGGAGAUUUACCCGGCGACGGACGAAUAAUUUCAGGAGGGGUGGCCGCGCAAACUACGCAGAUUAUGAGGAAUCUGAAAGCAGUUUUGGUGGCCAGUGGGAGUGGAUUAGAUAGGAUCGCGCAGAGAAGAGUAUUUUUGGUGGAUAUGGGAGACUUGAAAACUGUAGAUAGAAUCUGGGGGGAGUGGAUUAAGGAACCAUUUCCAGUGAGCACCUGUGUGCAAAUUGUAAGGUUGGUGAAGGAGGACGCAAAAGUAGAGAUUGAAGUUGUUGCAGAAACAAAAUGA
This is a messenger RNA of Sclerotinia borealis F-4128, 447 nucleotides long. NCBI's taxonomy places the organism in Eukaryota, Fungi, Ascomycota, Leotiomycetes, Helotiales, Sclerotiniaceae. The record is from the annotation of a GenBank genome assembly.